This is a messenger RNA of Zea mays, 1213 nucleotides long. Its product is annotated as senescence-specific cysteine protease SAG39. The record is from RefSeq and is a predicted model, not a curated record. Lineage: Eukaryota; Viridiplantae; Streptophyta; Magnoliopsida; Poales; Poaceae. Gene Ontology annotation, biological process: proteolysis. Gene Ontology annotation, molecular function: cysteine-type peptidase activity. Bases 77 to 1120 code for a protein of 347 amino acids. The transcript has 2 exons.
CCAUCAAACCAAAGCAGAGUCGUCAACAACAGCAGGAAACAUAACUGAAAGAGCUAGCACUACCUGAUCGAGCACCAUGGGCAUCCCCAAGGCUUUGCUUCUUGCCAUCCUCGGCUGCGGCGUCUGCUUGUGCAGCGCUGCUGUCCUUGCAGCUCGCGAGCUGGGGGGCGACGACGAGCUGGCCAUGGUGGCGAGGCACGAGCAGUGGAUGGUCCAGCACGGGCGCGUCUACAAGGAUGAAACCGACAAGGCACACCGGUUCCUAGUGUUCAAGGCCAACGUCAAGUUCAUCGAGUCGUUCAACGCUGCCGCCGCCGCCGGCAACCGCAAGUUCUGGCUGGGUGUGAACCAGUUCGCCGACCUCACCAACGACGAAUUCAGAGCAACCAAGACCAACAAGGGAUUUAACCCAAAUGUGGUGAAGGUUCCCACGGGAUUCCGGUACCAGAAUCUUAGCAUCGAUGCACUUCCGCAAACCGUGGACUGGAGGACCAAGGGUGCUGUCACGCCCAUCAAGGACCAAGGCCAGUGCGGCUGCUGUUGGGCGUUCUCAGCGGUGGCUGCCACGGAGGGCAUCGUCAAGAUAAGCACCGGCAAGCUAACCUCACUCUCGGAGCAAGAACUAGUGGACUGUGACGUCCACGGUGAGGACCAGGGCUGCAACGGCGGCGAGAUGGACGACGCCUUCAAGUUCAUCAUCAAGAACGGUGGCCUUACCACCGAGUCGAACUACCCUUACACCGCGCAAGACGGCCAGUGCAAGUCCGGAUCCAACGGCGCCGCAACCAUCAAGGGGUACGAGGAUGUGCCUGCCAACGACGAGGCCGCCCUCAUGAAGGCGGUAGCUAGCCAGCCAGUCUCUGUGGCGGUGGACGGCGGCGACAUGACAUUUCAGUUCUACUCUGGAGGCGUGAUGACGGGAUCUUGCGGCACUGACCUCGACCAUGGUAUUGCAGCUAUUGGUUAUGGAAAGACCAGUGAUGGCACCAAGUACUGGCUGAUGAAGAACUCGUGGGGCACAACUUGGGGAGAGAAUGGAUUUCUGAGAAUGGAGAAGGAUAUUGCUGACAAGAAGGGGAUGUGUGGCCUUGCCAUGCAACCAUCCUACCCUACUGCGUAGGCUAAGCUUCGAAUGAUAUCGCUUCCGUACAUUAAUACUUGUGGUCUGUAUAUUGUGUCAUAUUGUGUCAUAUGAAUAUAUAUGUGUUCUGUA